This is a messenger RNA of Apis cerana (Asiatic honeybee), 6944 nucleotides long. RefSeq names its product SIN3 transcription regulator family member A (gene Sin3A). NCBI's taxonomy places the organism in Eukaryota, Metazoa, Arthropoda, Insecta, Hymenoptera, Apidae. Gene Ontology annotation, biological process: negative regulation of transcription by RNA polymerase II. Gene Ontology annotation, molecular function: transcription corepressor activity. The record is from RefSeq and is a predicted model, not a curated record. Gene Ontology annotation, cellular component: Sin3-type complex; chromatin.
ACCGACGCUCGUAUCUUCUCGUGGAACAGCACAAACUUUCCUCGCGAUCAACUUGAUUUCAACCUCGACCACUUGCUUCUGGAUAACUUCUCUCGAAAUUCCCUGGUGCAAGGACGUUCAACUUCUUUUCAAAUGGAAAUUGUAUUUCCAAUGUGAUCUGCGAUGAAACGUGUUCGCGGGCUGGACGAGGUAGCAUCACCAGCAGCAGCAACAUUAAAGCACUCAUCAGUGAGUGCAGGAAGUGGCUUAGGUGGCGGAGGAGGUGGUUUGGAGUACCAUUCAAGCAGUGGAAUAGGCGUUGUUGUACCUGGCCAAGCAGUUCGAUCAGUUGCUUCGAAAGAAAUGCCGGGAAGCAUACAAUUUGGAACUACUCAAACUCAACAGCAAUAUACUGGAGCAAUUGUAGUGCCAACUGCGGCUCCGUCCCCUAUUAAGGGAAGUGGAUCUGGAGGACUUACUUCUACAUGUAGUAGUAGCAAUGUAAACACUAGUGGAGGAUUACAUGGUGGAAUAGGUGGUGGGAGUAAUCAUAGUAUGGGUUCCCAGCAGCCUGCACCAGGAACCCAAAAUCAAGUUCAUAGCCAACAGCAACCAACAAUAAGGCAUAAGGUUCAUUCUAGCAAUGUAGCACCAUUAGCUUCUACUCCACCAGGCAGUAGCCUAGGUAGUGGCAGUGGAUCCCAACAGUUUCAGAGAUUAAAAGUAGAAGAUGCGUUGUCUUAUUUAGAUCAAGUAAAGUACAAAUUUAGUGAUCAGCCUCAGGUGUAUAAUGAUUUUUUGGAUAUUAUGAAAGAAUUUAAGUCACAAAGCAUAGAUACACCAGGAGUAAUAACAAGAGUGAGCCAUUUAUUUAAAGGACAUCCUGAACUUAUUGUUGGUUUUAAUACCUUUCUUCCACCUGGAUAUAAAAUAGAGGUACAAGCAAAUGAACAAGGAUAUGCAUUUCAAGUAUCAGUUAGUAUGCCAAGUCCAACAGCAACACAUACUGCUACCUUGUCACAACAUCAUUGCACUGUAAAUGUUGGUUCGCCUCCUGUUGCAAGUCCACCGACACAACCAGCAAAAGCUCCACCAGUUUUACAAAUAAUGCAAGGAUCCGGAAAUAUACAUCAUUCAUUGGCAAAUAAUAUUUCGAAUAACAGUUUAACUGUACAUGCACCCUCACCACCACCAGUACAGGCAUACAAUAAUUCACAUGUUAGUGCAGCUCAAGCACAGGCUGUGAGUCAAGCGUUAAGUCAAGCGCAAGAUGGUAUUCCGACUAGUGGGCAAACUCAACAGAGUCAACCAGUUGAAUUUAAUCAUGCAAUUAAUUACGUUAACAAAAUUAAGAAUCGGUUCCAAGGUCAACCAGACAAAUAUAAAAGAUUUUUAGAAAUUCUACACACUUAUCAGAAAGAACAACGAAAUUUAAAAGAAUCUGGACAUAUGGGUGGCACAAGUGGAUCUGGUGCAUCAGGCGGAGCAAAACAUUUAACAGAAGCAGAAGUUUAUAGUCAAGUUGCUAAAUUAUUCGAAAACCAAGAAGAUUUACUUGCUGAAUUUGGACAAUUUUUACCAGAUGCUACUAAUCAACAAAGUGCAUUGAGUAACAAGACUGCUACUGUUAACGAUCAUACAACAAUCGUUAAAAAACCAUUGGGACCUAAAGCACCUUAUAAUAAUUCAGGAAAUAUUUCGAGAGAUCUUCGAGAAUCGAGCGGUAUUAAUACAAUAGAACGAGAAACUCGUGAUCAUAGAGAUCGUGAACGGGAAAGAGAUAGAUCUGGUAUACGAGAUAUUAAUAGUGUACAAAAACUUGGCCACAAUACGGGACAAUUAAAAAGAAGUCCAUCGUUUUCACCUUCGGUAACAGCUGGAAACUCUCAUCAUAUACAACAUGGUCCACCUCCUUUAAAAAAGCAUAAAGUAUCAUCUAUGCGUGAAUGUGUUACCAUAGCGGAAGCUGGAAAAUAUGGUAGUCUAAACGAUUAUGCUUUCUUCGAUAAGGUUCGUAAAGCAUUAAGAUCUCAAGAAGUAUAUGAAAAUUUCCUCAGAUGUUUGGUUUUAUUUAAUCAAGAAAUAGUUUCCAAAUCUGAAUUGGUGCAGUUAGUAACGCCAUUUCUUGGUCGCUUUCCUGAACUUUUACGUUGGUUUAAAGAUUUCCUGGGCCAUUUGCCUGAAUCUUCUAACACCAAUACAACAAAUGCGAGUAGCAAUUUAAAUGUUGAGGCACUACCAAAUAAUGUUGUACGAAGUCAUCAGGAGAGACCGCAAGGUGAUUUGGCGAUGGAAAUUGACUAUACGGCAUGCAAGCGCUUAGGGGCAUCAUAUUGCGCAUUACCAAAGUCUUACGUUCAACCAAAGUGUACAGGAAGAACACAGUUAUGUAAAGAAGUUCUUAACGAUACAUGGGUUUCAUUUCCAACUUGGUCAGAAGAUAGUACAUUUGUAACAUCCAGGAAAACUCAAUAUGAAGAAUUCAUUUAUCGUUGCGAGGAUGAACGAUUCGAGUUAGAUGGUGUGAUAGAAACUAAUGCAUCAACGAUUAGAGUUCUAGAGGGUGUUCACAAAAAAAUGAGUAGAAUGAGCCAAGAAGAACUUCAAAAAUUUAAGUUAGACGAUUGUCUCGGUGGUUGUUCUCCUACAAUUCAUCAAAGAGCUUUGAAAAGGAUAUAUGGUGAUAAGGCUGCUGAUAUUAUAGAUGGUCUUAAGAAAAAUCCUGUCGUAGCAGUACCAGUAGUUCUUCGUCGAUUAAAGAGUAAAGAAGAAGAAUGGCGGGAAGCGCAAAAGGGUUUCAAUAAAAUUUGGAGAGAACAAAAUGAAAAAUACUACUUGAAAUCUCUAGAUCAUCAAGGUAUCAAUUUCAAGCAAAAUGAUGUGAAAGCUUUAAGAUCUAAAAGUUUAUUUAAUGAAAUUGAAACAUUAUAUGAUGAGAGACACGAACAAGUAGAUGAUGGCAGCGGAGAUGGCCAAAAUAAUAGUGGUCCACAUCUUGUAUUACCUUAUAAAGAUAAAUCUGUCCUAGAUGACGCAGCUAAUCUUCUUAUUCACCAUGUAAAACGUCAAACAGCCAUCCACAAGGAAGAUAAGCAACGAAUAAAGCUUUUAUUAAAGCAUUUUAUACCUGAUCUUUUUUUCCAUCCACGUCAGGAAUUGAGUGAUGAUGAACGAGAUGAAGAUGAUGAGAAGGAAGAUCUCAAUGUAGCAGCAUGUAGUAAUUCUCAAUCGGCAACGAUGAAUAUCUCUCCAUUGAGUGGUGGUCUCCAAGCGAAUAGAAAUAAGGCCCCUGUAUCUCCGAUUCCGUCUUCCACAUCGAUUAAAACUGAACCUGAUAUUAAAGUACCAAUUCAUGCCAUGUCGAAUGAUCCUGAAGAAGCGUACACACUUUUCAUGGGGAGCAACAAUUGGUACCUUUUUUUAAGGUUACAUCAUAUUUUAUGCGAAAGAUUAACAAAAAUGUAUGAUCGAGCUGUGGCUCUUGCUGAAGAGGAAUCACGAUAUAAACAACAACGUAAGGAGAGUACAGCGGUCGCAUUACGAUUAAAACCCAAAAAUGAAAUUGAAAUUGAGGACUAUUAUCCUGCAUUUUUGGACAUGGUUAAGAAUGUCUUAGACGGUAAUAUGGAAAGUACUGCGUAUGAGGAUACUUUGCGAGAAAUGUUUGGUAUUCACGCAUAUAUCGCUUUUACGUUAGAUAAGGUUGUGACGUAUGCCGUAAGACAAUUGCAGCAUUUGGUCUCAGAUCCUAUAUGCCAACAAUGCAUGGAAUUAUUCCAGCGAGAACAACGUCAACCAAAAGAAAGUAGUGGUGCAGGUGGUUUAUGUGCUACAGCGUACAUGAGACUUGGUGCAGAAAUGUCGUAUCAACGUAAAGCUGAAAAAGCUAUGGCAGAUGAGAAUUGUUUUAAGAUAUACAUUUAUAAAAAAGACUGUAAAAUGACAAUGGAAUUGUUGGAUACGGAAGGUGAUGAGGCGAUGGACAACAAUUGUAGGGAAAGAGAAAGGGAAGGAGUUACUGUAUCUGAAAAAUGGUCUACAUAUGUUGAGAGGUUUUCUGCUCCAGCUGGUCAGACUAGCCCGAAAGACACCCCUACCUUAACAGACAAUGAGCCAACAACCAAUCAUCCUGUGAGUAACGACCAGGCAGCAAGGGGGGGGAGGGGCAGAAAGCGCAAGAACACUGACACUAGCAAGAAGAUGGAUGGGAAUGGUUGGAGUUUAGGCAGGAUCUUGGCAGGACGUAAGCCUGUAUUUCUUUACCGUAAUGUUAGGCAAUGGAGGAAAAGAACUGCGAGAAUGAUGUCGGCAUCUAUGCCUAAUACCAUGCCUCAUCCCGAGAAAGGUGCAGAAACAACAGAUAAAGAAAAAUCAUUGGAUUCUGUUGAUGCACUUUUAAAACGGCCUCCUAGUUUAAGAUUAGCAGAUUCUGGGGAUACAUCUGAUAUCAUCAAUUCUGAUGAAACACAAUGCAGAUUUAAUCCUAAUAGUUACCAAAUGCUCUAUAUUGCUAGUAAGGAAGCAUUCCUAUAUAAACAAAAUUCAUUCAGUCGUGCCAGAGAGUGUCAUCCAGCUGUGACAAAACACUUGAAUUCAAAAUUCCAUCAAUGGUUGGCAUCUUGGGCAUCUAAAAAUGUCGCGGACGUUCAGCAUCGAUUAUGUCAAGAUUGGUUGAUGGGACGUUACGAAAACUUAAUUCCUCAUAAGACACGAGUGAUCACAGACAAUGAUCAAACGAGAUCGCCUUACAGACAAUACAAUCGUUAUAGAGUGGAACGUUUGCAACCUGAUCUUCUGACAGAAUCCUGUGUAUAAUCAUAUGUCUUUUAUCAUUUCUUUACCACGAGAGAUCUCUCUUAUCAUUUCUUUAUUGAGAACUCGUUUCGGUAAUCUCACAUUCAUAUUUUCUGUUUAAAACAAAUUAAUAGUUAAGAGAAAAUUAUCAAAGGCAAAAUUAAAGAUGAUUCUUGAACUAUAUUGCGUGCACGUAUAAUGAAACGCAUGUUUUAUUUUGCCAACGAAGUUCAUUUGGAACGAAGAAGGUGCAGAAAUGGUCAUUAGAAAAGAAAGUAUCGAAGACUAUAACGAAUCGUCUUUACAUUGUGUACUACACUUAUUCAUUCAAUUUUUACUAAAUUUGAUUCUUUAACUGUACAGGUUAUAAAUAAUCUGAUGCAAAUGGAAAUAUCGCUGAUUUGUUGUUGUUUGUCUAAAAGUUUAAUGUAAAGAGUCUCUUCAAUUUAAAAUAUUAAAUAAACUAUCGAAUCGAAUAUUAGAAAAAAGAGAAACAGUUGUAACGAGCGAUAUUUCCAGUUGUAUUAAAGAUCAAGCUUGUGAUCAGGUAAUAUCUAAGAUAUCUAAACGUAAUGUUUCAUUUCCGAAGAUCGAAUACUUUCCGAUAUAAUUAGAUAUAGAUUUUCCAGGUAAGGUUUUACAUAAGAGAGUAAAGUUACGGUAAAACUUUUGAUACUUUAUGUAAUAUCUUAAAAGAUUUAGAAAGAAUAUUCUAUCGUCAUGUAAUUGUCGUUUAUAAGCGUAUUGCAGAUUCAGUCAAUUUUAUUUUAUUAAGUAUUUUAUUUUUAUAGAGAGAGAGACUUACACGAUUGUAAUUGAAACAUUAAAUAUUGUUAGUAAUUAAAAAUCUAUUAAAAUUUCGAUUUACAUAUGUUCUAUUAUUUAAACACUUUCUAUUUAUAUAUAACUAAAACGUAACAGAAUAUUGGAUUAUAAUAAAUUGGCCAAAAUUGUAUACUUUUUUUUUAAUAAUAUAAAUUGUAUAUACAUGUAUGUAAAAUAUCUUUCGUUCGAAGUUUUUAAUAACUUACUUCUCUUAUUUUCUUACGAAUAUGGUAAUUAGAAUUUUCGUUCUGUUAAAUUCGAUAUACAUAUAAUUAUAUGUAUAAAUAAAUACAUGCUUGUAUAUAUAUAUAUGUAUGUGUAUAUAUGUGGAUAUAUAAUAAUUGAAAACAUAUAUACGUAUAUACACAUAUGAAAUGAGAAAAAACUAGGCCUUAUUUUUUACCUGAUCUUUAGGCUAUUCGAUAAAAACUGUAAAAUAUUUAAAUGUGGCGGUGUUCCUGUACAGUGCAAAGCUGUUGACAACAUUAGAAUGCGGUGUUCAUUGGGAAAGACAUUAUCUCAUCACGCACGAGAUAUAUGGCUAUUGAUAUUAUUUUAUGUUAUUAUUAAGUAUAUAUCUUUUUAUUAGUUCUUUUACUUUAUAAGUCUACGCAUGAGAUACAAACUAUGAACUGAUUAAACAUUUAUAAAUUAUUUUUUAUACUGUUAAUAUCGAUUACAGUGUUUAAGAUUUGCAUUAUUUGAAAUAUUCACAAAAAAGAAAAAAUAAAAUAAUUAAAUGAAGGAAUUCGUGCGUGGUGAAAAAAAGAAAAUAGUAUAUAAUUUCUAUAUAAAAUUUAAAUCUUUAUAUUAAUAUUAAAAAAUGAAUGGCUUUCAUUAUAUGGAUUUUCUGUGAUUUUCAAGACAUUCAAGUAAAAAAUAACAUUUAAAAAAUAUUGACGGAUAAUAAUGUAUACAUAAAUUUUUAAUUGAAUACAUUUUUAUCCUUAUUAUAUAAAUUUAAUUGAAGUCUUGACGUCUCUAUUUUUCUGAUUAAUUUUCAAAAGAUGCCAUUUUACGUUCAUUUAGACAUAUAAAUACAGACACCGUGCUACUCAGUUAUGCAAUAAUACUGCCCCCACCCCUUCAUCCCUUGUACAUUAAACUGUAUAUCUUAUUAAAGAUGAACAAAGAAAAGAGAGACGCGGUCUUCCGAUGCUCGACUACUUGUGACUAUUGAUGAUGAAUGAUGAUAGUGUAUUUUAUCGAGAAAUUGCUAAUUUUAAAAGUGUAUGUCCAUGUAUCAAAAGUGAAUGUACAGGCAAUUUUAUUACUCGAGAUAAUAAUUUAAUGUUGAUAUAUUUUGCACAAAUCAUUAUUAAUAUUAAUAAAUCAUUAAUAUUAUA